Arabidopsis arenosa is the source of this 2934-nucleotide messenger RNA. The record is from the annotation of a GenBank genome assembly. NCBI's taxonomy places the organism in Eukaryota, Viridiplantae, Streptophyta, Magnoliopsida, Brassicales, Brassicaceae.
GCGGUUCUUGUGGCGAUUGAGGUACUGUGUUUCUUAUCUCUCUUCCAAACCCUAAGUAGUCGUUCGCGUCACCCAUUCCUCUUCUUUUUUUUCCUAUCGAAUCUCUUUCUCUCAUAGCCAAAACUACAUUGGCGUUAACCAACCUAGAAUUGCUAGUUUCUUAAACCGUAACUGAUUUAGGUUAGAAACAGAGAAUCUGAUUUUUAUGUUUUAGUGGUUGUAGGAAAACAAUGUCAAACACUGAUGAGCAGCCUCCAGAAAGCAUAGAAUGGAUCGAGAAAAUGGCAUAUGUGGUUGCAAUAAGGGGGCCGGAGUUUGAGAAGGAGAUGAUAAUCGUUAAUAGGGGAGAUACAAAUUUCAGCUUUUUGAGCAGCUCAGACCCUAGUCACGCUUUGUACCAGCAAAAGCUUACUGAAUAUCAAGGAGGUAAACCUCCGGAUUUCCAACCUUAUACUCCAGCUACUCCUGAGCCGGAGGAGCCUCAGGAUUGUGCAUUUCCAUUUCCUGUGGUGAUCUCACGCGAGGAGAAGGAGCUUUGUAUUAUUAAGCUCAUUGCGCAGUUUGUGGCGCGGUAUGGGAAGCUUUUUCAUGAGGAUUUGAAGCGUGUAGGUGUUAUGAGCCCUAUGUUUGACUUUAUUAAGCCAACUAAUAGCAACUUCGGUCUUUAUAAUGCCCUCGUUACUUCGUAUUCACGAGUAUUAAAACCUUCCCUUGGUUCUCCCUUCUUUCUUGAUCGUAUUUUCGACCAUCUUCAAUUGGAGAAGCUGGAGGAGGGAAGUGAGACGGCUAUGAUUGAUUUGUUUGAUUUUGUGGGUGGUGUUGACUUUUUUGCUCACAUGGACGAUGCUCACUAUCCUGCUAUCCUACCACCACCUCAACCCUUUUCAGUGAUAACGCACUUGUCUGAUUUGCAAGCUGAUGAUUCAGCUAUUCAUGAGUGUGUAGGCGAUGCAAAAACCGGUCUUGGGCCUCCUACUAUAAGGAUCACACCCAAGGAGUUCGGUGUUAUUAAGCUCACAGCGCUGUUUGUGGCGCGGUAUCGGAUGCCUUUUCGUCGGGCUUUGAUGAUGAGAGUGGCUAUGAACCCUCUGUUUGAGUUUAUGUUCUUUCGCCCGUCUUCUCUGAAGAAAAGAGUACUGUUUACGGACUACCCUUCUCUGACGAAGAGAGUACUGUUUACGGACCCUUCGUUUGGGUUUGUGGAGCCAACCGAGAUCAGGUUCAAUAUUUUCAAUUUGCUUGUUGAUGUGUAUUCCAGAGUAUUAUUUCCUUGCAAAAAGCUGAAGAAGAGUGAUGCUUGUACGAGGGCCGUUGUUGAUUUUUUUCUCAAACUCCUUCACUUGGAGAGGCUGGAGGAGGGAGUGGCGGCUGCUGUGAUCGAUUUGCAUGCUUUUGUGGGUGGUGUUGACCGUUUUGCUCACCUUGAUGAUGAAGAUUAUUCUGCUUCCAUGCCACCACCUGAACGCCUUUCAGUGAUGAUGAACCGGGUAACACUAUCUGAGCCUGAUAUGCUUUUGCAGCUUCCAUUGGGAUCUCAGCUUGCUAGUGUUCGUAAGCAAUACAAAUGUGUAGGUGAUAUCGAUUCUUUAAGGGCUCCUACUCUAAGAAGCGUAACAUUUAGAGUCCCUGGAAAGGGGAUCACACUCAAGGAGCUUGGUAUUAUUAAGCUCACAGCGCAGUUUGUGGUGCGGUAUGGGUAUGAUUUUUGGUGUGGCUUAACGGAUAGAGUGUCUACGAACUCAUUUUUUCAGUUCUUGAAUCCUUUCGAUAAGCAGUUCCGUUUUUAUUGUGGGCUUUCUCUUGCGUACACCGGAGUGCUAAAAUCUUCUAAAAUGCUGAAGAAGCCUGAUGCUUGUACGGCGGCCUUGCUUGAGGGGUUUUUUCACCGACUUCAACUGUGGAAGCUGGAGGAGGGAGUGGAAACGGCUAUGAUUGAUUUGCAUGCUUUUGUGUGUGGGGUUGACUGUUUUGCUCACAUGGAGGAUGGCGACUAUUUUGCUAUAAUGGAUCCACCUGAACGCCCUUCAAUAAUGAUUAACCAGCUAACACAAAUCCAACCUAAUGCUCCAGCUACUCAUGAGAAGUGUCUAAAACGUAGCUAUAAUUUUCCAUAUGCAUUUGGUGGCUGGAUCUCACUCAAGGACCUUGGUAUUAUGAAGUUCACAGCUCUGUUUGUGGCGCGUUAUGGGAUGUAUUUUUGUCGAGAUUUGAUGAAGAAAGUUGUUAUGAAGCCUCAGUUUAAGUUCAUGGAGCCAACUAAUAGCAUGUUCAGGUUAUAUAACGUUGUUGUUGAUGCAUAUUCUAGAGUAUUACAGGAGCCUUCCGAUGAUGCUUGUACGGAGACAGUUCUUGAGGAUUUUUUCCGCCGUCUUCAAUUGGAGAAUCUGGCGGAGGAGGAAGAAGUUAUGAUUGAUUUGCAUGCUUUUGUGAGUGGUAUUGACUAUUUUGCUAGCGUAGAGGAUGUUGACUAUUCUGCUUUGAUGCCACCACCUGAACUCCUUUCAAGUAUAAUGAACCGGAUACCUAGUAUGCGUAUGCGGCUUCCACUGGAAUAUCGGCGUUUGUAUCCUCCUUAUCAUUAUUGUUAUGGUCAGUUUUCAUAUACUUCAAUGGGGAUGAUGCAAACUGCACGAUCCGAUGAACCAGAGGCAAAGAGACAAAAGUUUGACGAGUCAGCUCUUGUUCCAGAAGGGACUGAUCGAAGGCGUCACAGUCGAUGGCAAUAAGAAAGGAGUUCUCUAUAUACUGAGGCAAGAGCCGAUUUGCUUCAGCAACUAAUAGCUCUUUCGAAUGUGUCUGAUCCAUUAAGGUUUAUUGACUUCCAUUUAACCAAAAAUUGGCACCGAGUUUCGAUUGUUUGGUUUGUAUUAGCGCCUUGCUCAACAUUUACAUGUUAUAAGAAUAUGUUUUCAUUCAUAAAAACAUUAGUUAUUU